Drosophila montana is the source of this 4100-nucleotide messenger RNA. It is a transcript of the gene jeb, whose product is annotated as jelly belly. Gene Ontology annotation, biological process: positive regulation of MAPK cascade. Bases 1797 to 3518 code for a protein of 573 amino acids. The record is from RefSeq and is a predicted model, not a curated record. Gene Ontology annotation, cellular component: terminal bouton. Lineage: Eukaryota; Metazoa; Arthropoda; Insecta; Diptera; Drosophilidae. Gene Ontology annotation, molecular function: transmembrane receptor protein tyrosine kinase activator activity; protein binding. The transcript has 3 exons.
GUAUUGAGCGAACAAACGUAUAUGUCGUUUCGUGCUCGUUGCCCGUUGACUGAGUAAACGCACAGGAAGAAAAUAGCAGCAGCAACAGCCAGAAGCAGUAGCAGACGCAGCAGCCAGCGGCCAGGACAAGUGAAAUUCGAGGCACGGGCGACAACAGCAACAACGAGCAGCAUUGCCCGAAACGAAUGCACAACGAACCUGGCACGACGACUACGAACAGAAACGACUCACACACACAUACACACACACACACUCGCACACAUACAUAGGCACUGGCGGCGGCUUGUAUGAACAUAAAGUGGAAAUACGAAACGCCUUGAGGAGAGCAGCGCCGACGUCGUAGUCCGUGACGGCAACAACAGCAGCAGCGACAGCGACUGCGACUGCGGCAGCGACCGCAUCAAGCGGCCAAGCAAAAGGCAGACAAACAGGCAAAACCUGCUGAGACGAUACGACGAGUCCUUGCUCGUCGGUUCAUAUGUGCGGAACACUGAAGAGACACACUAGAAAAAGUUUUCACAUCAAAUAAAAGACUCCACACACAAAUACAAGAAAAACAUAAAGAAUAAUAACAACAACAAAGAAGCAAUCAAGUGAAAUUCGUGAAAAGAAAUACAUGUUUUUAAAGUGCAAACCUAAUUCCCCCCUACAACAAAAAAUAUAUUAACAAAUAUUUCUUAAAAAUUUUCGAAAAAUUUUCAACAAACCAAAAUAAUAAACUACAGCAAAGGAAAAGUCGUGUAAGAUUUGUGCAACAAAUAAAAAGAAAAUUAAGUCUAUGAAACUAAAACAAAAGUGCCGCAGCUGAGCGCUAAGCAAAAAAGUGCUAACAAGUUCCUUCAACAAAAAACAAAUAAAAUAAAAUUUAAAAUAUAUAUACAACAAUAACAACACAAAUAUUGUUAUAACCAUAAAAAACAAAAGUAUACAAAUAUUAUACACCAUACAAAUAUUUCUUUGCAUUUUUAUUAAAACACCCAGUGAACAAAAACAGCCACACAGAUAAAAAGAAAAUUGCAAAUACUGAUCAAAGUCAAAGUCUUAGAAACGAAACGAUAACCCAAGUGCCGUGCGUUCAAAUUUCUGCCUCCCAUAUAGUAGAUCAUAUGAAACAUCAAAUUUGGCAAGCGUGAGAGAUAUAAAAGGACCACCUAACGGGAAGCUAUAAACACAGCAAGCGGUCAGAGCAAGAUUUUUAGGCAGCCGCAAGCGACUUCCGUGCCAGUAAGAGUAACGGUAGAGUACGAUAUAGUGCCGACGGCAGAGAUUUCAUAUAUAUAUCUAAAUAUAUGCAUACUUACAUAUAUACGUACAUGUGUGUGCAUAUAUAGACAGCAACUAGUGUGCCUACGCCUGUGUGUGUUUCGUCUGUCAGCAACUCCCUCGACAAAGGCCAACAAAGUUCAACAAACAACAGGCCAGACACUUCAGUUGGACAAGUAGACAAUUGAUUAUUGAUUUUGUCUAAAGGCAACUUCACAGCUAGCAGCGGCGUAUAAGUAACGGGCGCGUUAACUGAAAGAAAAGGAAAAACCUUUGCGACCAGUGUUGUGCAGUGCAAAGCGCUAUAGCGCGCAGUGUUGAGCAGCGAGCAUGAAGACUUACAAGCGCUAAGCACGCAACACAAACAACCAAAGCAAACACUGCAAGUGACAAAAAAAAAAUAACUCACUCGCACGCUCUUUCCCCCCCUAACCCAUUCUUUGGCUCUCUUUGACACUCACACACACGCGCACACAUACAUCGCCAACAUAAGCCGUUUAAUUGAUAAAGUGCGCCAAAGCAACAAAUCGAAAAUGUUCUUCUCGCUCGCACAGACUCUGGUCUGCGUGCUGCUCAUCAACGGCGGCCUCUAUGCGCUGCAUUUGAGCGGCAACAGCGAGAAGCAGGCGGGCACUGGCUCCAGCUCGGGGCCAGGCUCCGGCCUGGGCUCAGCGUUGAGCGCCGGCCAGGUGAGCGCCUCUGGUGCUUGGCAGCCGCAGCAGCAGCAGCAGCUGCAUCAGCAUGCGGGCGGCGGAGCGCCACCUGGCGGCGGGCUGGGCAGCAAUAGCCAUGGACAUCGCUCGGACGGACAUCGUUCGGCGGCUGCGGCUGCUUUCGAUGCGACCACGGGCCGUUUGAACAGAGAGAUUGCGGACAUGGCGCAGCUGGAGCGCGAGCGUUUGAUGCUCCUCGGCCUGGCCAAGCAGACGGCCGAGAGUCCCGAUGCGCCCGCUGGCCACCACGGCCGGCCCAUCAUCGCUGGCCGCGUUCAAAUGCAGCCCAGUGAGGGCCUGGACGUGGGCGACUAUCCGGCUCUGUUGCAGCAGGCAGCUCGCGGCUUUAUGUUUGGCAGCGUGCAAAAGCAGCCGCCGCCACCGCUGGCCGCCGACGAGGACUACGAGCAGUUACGUGAGUUUGGACGGCGUCCCGUUAAAUACGACUAUGGACGCGUGAUGCAGCCGCCGGAGCGUGAACUGGAGGACGAAACCCUUUAUGAGCCGCUGCAUGGCUUUGGCGACUUUGAUGACUUCUCAGAGCUGGAGCCGAAUGCCGAGGAGCCGCAUUUGGGCGAGGAUGAGUUGCUGCGCGAGCUAGACGCUUAUCAGUAUCAUGGCUUAGAGGAGGAACCGCUGCCCGAGAAUCCCUAUCGUGCGGCAGAGCAGCUCGAGCUGAGCGCACCCGAUGCCCUACAACAGCUGCUCGAGCAGGAGCAGCGCGAUGCACCCGGCAAGUCCAAUCCGAAGGCACACUCUCCCGGCAACUACAACAUACGCAUGCAGCAGAAGUGGGCCAGGAAACGGGCUCAGGCACCCAGGCAGCAGCAGCCGAUGCUCCAGCGCAACAUCUUUGGCCAACACUUCAAGCAGCAACGCGGCAAACUGGCACUGGCCAACUCGGAGGCCACGGCCAGCAAGCAUCUAAAGGCGGCCACACGUUCCGGCAGCUCCAGUGCCAGCGCCACCAAGCUGGAAAAGUCAACCCAGAACGAGAAUGGAGACGCAACGAGUCAGCUGCAGAACAAACAGCCGCACGAGUCACCAGCAUUAGCAUUAGCUGCUGGUGAUGCACAGCAGCAACAGCAGUCGACCUCGUCCUCGUCGUCGUCAUCGUCAUCGCAACAACAGUCGUCCCAGCAAGAGCAGAACAAGAAGGAAUCGGAUCAGUCGUUGAUGCAUCCCAAUCACAAACGAUCAGGCAGCGCCGCCGCUGGAGCACUAGGUGGCUAUGCGUCGCCGCCAGUCUCCCACAGCAUUGCCAGCCAAUUGAUGCUGCGCACAGCGCGCGGCCAGCGGCAAUACGACGUGCCACAAAUCGAGUGCCCCACCGCAAUGGAUGGCAUGGAGCGCUUCGCAUGCCCCACACCGGAUCUGCAGGGACGCUAUCGUUGCAUAGAUGAUCAUGUGCUAUGCGAUGGCUUCAUCGAUUGUCCGGAGGGCGAGGAUGAGGACCGAAGAUCCUGCAUGUUCUACAAGACGACGAAAGCUCAUUUGGAUGUGUUAGCGGAUGCGUUACUACGCUGGGCGCGAGGGCGUUAAGUCCACACAAUACCCGCACACGGACACACCUUGAUAAACACACAUACACACACUUGAUUAAAAAAAAACACACCUAGAGAACCCACGUUAAAAAAAAUUACAGUUAGUUUUAUGCUAAAUAUUUAACAUUAAUCGUGCAAACCUAUUAAGUUUAAAAACGGACAGGCACAACACUCACACACACACACACACACACACACACACACACACACACAACACACAUACUAACCACUCCGCCUGCCCACACCCUCAAAAGUAAAAAAAGUAUUGAACAAAAUGCAAAGUUGUGGUAUGUAAAAAUUCCAAGUAAAACAAGUACUAAUAAUGGCAACAAAUAUUUAAAAAAGAUAUGAUUUGGACUAUUAUUACACUAUUGUUAAUUAACAAAAAAAAAAACAAAACAAAAAAUUAAAAAAAAAAAACUACCAAUCAAGAAACUAUUCAAAAGAUAAACAAAAGAUAUCUAAAAUGGCGUUAAAAUUUCGAAAAGUAAAAAAACCCAAGUGGAAAAUUUUGUCGCAAAAAACUUGCCCCCAGAUGGUUUUCUUUUAUUGUUUUGCGCAUUAAAUCGGUCCUAAGCUA